This is a messenger RNA of Achroia grisella, 869 nucleotides long. RefSeq names its product homeobox protein Nkx-2.4-like. NCBI's taxonomy places the organism in Eukaryota, Metazoa, Arthropoda, Insecta, Lepidoptera, Pyralidae. The record is from RefSeq and is a predicted model, not a curated record. Gene Ontology annotation, biological process: cell differentiation; regulation of transcription by RNA polymerase II. Gene Ontology annotation, molecular function: DNA-binding transcription factor activity, RNA polymerase II-specific; RNA polymerase II cis-regulatory region sequence-specific DNA binding. The coding region runs from base 1 to 450 and encodes 149 amino acids. The transcript is spliced from 3 exons. Gene Ontology annotation, cellular component: nucleus.
AUGUCUCAUCGCGACGCUGACAACAGUCGCUUAGAUGCAAAACAAACAUGUGAAUGGCGCUCUCGGCCGGAGAGUGCGUGCAAGGAAACACUGAGCAUUAUGCACAAGGAGAUUGAAAAGAAAGUUAAAAUAUGGUUUCAAAAUCACCGCUACAAAUGCAAACGACAAGCCAAGGAAAAGGCGAUGGCGGAACAGAACCAACACAAUCAGUCGUCAUCAUCGCCCAGGCGAGUAGCAGUCCCCGUCCUGGUGAAGGACGGGAAACCAUGUGGAUCUGGGGAGUCUUCAUCACCAGCCCACAGUCACUGCGCCACCCCCACGUCGGGGUACUCAGCGCCACAACCCUCUCAAGCCGCCUGCAGUAACCCCCUAGUGUCUUCGUACCGGCAGCCUACGGCGUACCAGCAGCAGUGCUCAGGGUAUCUUCCACUGCAGGGUAGGGCCUGGUAGAAGUUCCCACAGCUUUAUCACGAGACAAUGUUCAAGGAGGAAAUGUAUUUUGAUUAAUUAAACGCGAAAUAAUUUAUAUAUGGCAACAUUGAUUUUAUGUUGUCAUGUAGAUAAUUAAUUUUCAAUUAAUUAAAUCAGGGACACAUCUAAAUAUGGUAACAUUGAAUUUGUGUUGCCAUGUAGAUAAUUAAUUUUCAGUACUGGUAGUUAAUCUUUGUGGUAGAAACCACAAAAAUAACUACCAUAAUACAUUAGAAUUGAAAAAUAUAGACAUUUGAGUUAAAAAUUAACAAAAACCAUUUUAUUAAUCAAAAUUUAAUAGUUUUGUCUUGUAUAUUCAUUAUAAUUUAACAGUUUCAUGUAUAUUCAGAAUCCCGAUUGAAUAUUAUUAAUAAAAUAUUGAUAAGUUUCUGAAAAAA